Girardinichthys multiradiatus is the source of this 1904-nucleotide messenger RNA. It is a transcript of the gene ptger3, whose product is annotated as prostaglandin E receptor 3 (subtype EP3). The record is from RefSeq and is a predicted model, not a curated record. NCBI's taxonomy places the organism in Eukaryota, Metazoa, Chordata, Actinopteri, Cyprinodontiformes, Goodeidae. Gene Ontology annotation, biological process: adenylate cyclase-activating G protein-coupled receptor signaling pathway; phospholipase C-activating G protein-coupled receptor signaling pathway; inflammatory response. Gene Ontology annotation, molecular function: prostaglandin E receptor activity. Gene Ontology annotation, cellular component: plasma membrane. The transcript is spliced from 2 exons. Bases 72 to 1202 code for a protein of 376 amino acids.
GAAGAUGCUGGGCUGAUUCAUGCGGGAUAGUCGCAUUUAAGAUUAUUAAUUUCUCCUUAAUUGUCACGAAAAUGACUACCAGAGAUUCAGGGUGCACCAACGUUUCCAUCCCAAUUUGCGAAAACAAGAGGAAUGCCAGUGGGAGUGUAUCCGUUGGAUUUCCAAUAACCAUGAUGGUCACAGGCGUCGUUGGCAACUCUUUAGCGCUUAUUUUGGUGUACAUAUCAUAUAGAAAAAAGGAAAACAGAAGGAAAAAGUCUUUCUUACUUUUCAUCGGAUCUCUGGCGUUGACGGAUCUGUUCGGGCAACUUUUGACGAGUCCAAUUGUUAUAUCAGUUUACCUGGCUGAUCUGAAAUGGUGCACAAUUGACACCUCUGGGAACCUGUGCGCCUACUUCGGUGUUUGCAUGACAACUUUCGGGCUGUGCGCUCUGUUUUUGGCCAGUGCCAUGGCCAUAGAAAGGGCCAUGGCGAUAACAAACCCCCACUGGUACUCGAAUCACAUGAAGACAAGUAUCACAAAGCAGACCUUGGCUGCCAUAUGGUGUUUUGGGUUUCUCUUUGCUCUGCUGCCCAUUGCGGGGAUCGGGGAGUACACGAACCAGUGGCCGGGCACCUGGUGCUUCAUCAGGACGGGGAAGAGUGAAGCUCAUGGCAACGUGUUUUUCGCCAUCACUUUCGCUGUUUUCGGGAUUUUCUCCCUACUUGUGACACUUUCCUGCAAUGUGAUGACUAUCCGAGGUUUAAUCAUCCGAUGUAAAACAAAGACUGGGGCAUCCCAGUCUUCAAAGCAGUGGGAGCGUCUCACCACGGAGACCGUCAUCCAGCUGUUGGGAAUCAUGUGCGUCCUGAUUAUUUGCUGGUCUCCUCUGCUGGUGUUGCUGCUGAGGAUGAUCUACAACCAAGUAUCCUCCCAAGAAUGUAAUUCAACAUAUGCAAAACCAGGCACCAGCCAGAGCAAAGUUUUAAACCUAGAUUGUGACUUCUUUCUGACCGCGAUACGUUUGGCCUCCCUCAACCAAAUCCUGGACCCAUGGGUCUAUCUGCUCUUCAGGGAGAUCCUCCUGCGAAAGUUCUGCAUCAUGGCCAAUGCUGUCUCCAAUUGCUCUGUAGAAGAUCGGAAGGAGACCCAGACAGCACUGGAUGCUCUCAACAAACAGAAUCAAGAUGGCAAUAACAUUUGUAAAUCACCAAGUAGCUAAGUCAGCUUUUGGCAGUAUUUACUAUCCUAUGAUCUUCAGGUCAAAAUGUUUUCAGAAUUAUAGAAAUUCAAACAGAAAGCAAAUGAAUGGAUAACCUUCUACAUAAGGACUUGGGAUGCAGUGGGAUGCAGCUGAGCCUCCUGUACAGGUAUAGACAGCUGUUUUGUCUAAAAAAACAUUUCAUUGAAGGCCACUGAACCAGCAUGUGGAUGCAUAACUGCCCUCUCUUGAAUUUGGCUGCAGGGCGGCCUUCAUCACGUUCUCAUGGCCAAGGUUUACAUAAACCUCUGACAGAUGCAGCAUCUGAAUGAGGAUUACUUCUGACUGACGACUUGUUUAGCUCACGAAGCCAUGGGUUGAUUAAAAGACUGUCUAAUGUAUGUUUUUUGGAGUGAAGAAAACAAUGAGAAAAGUGUUUAAAAUAUGUUGUAAAUAACUUUGCUUUCUCUGCUGUGAUACACACAAUUUUUCUUAGAAAAGCAAUCCAUGCUUAUUUAAAGAAAAUAUGUAUUCUAAAUUGGAGCCAACUGUUGAAUAUACAGUUAUUUAUUAGUGUCUGUAAGAUGAUGCUACCUGCUGGGCUCCACUUGUAGCAGAUUUAUACCCUCCGGCAUUUCACGCAUCUUGACUACCAGCCAGGACUAAGAGAUGUGAAGUUUUGUUGGCAGGAUCAGCCUGAACAUAAAACGCAUUGCACACAUA